UAUUUUAAGCAAGAAACUUCAAAAGUGACCGUUAGAAUUUGGCAACAUUAGGCAUGCCCAAACAAGGAUGAACUUCAAGCUUAAUUUAACCUCUCCGUCUUGAAGCCCUUUCAGCAACUUUGUACCUCUUCGCCGACAUUACCAACUAUAGGCAACAAAAACAUGAGAAACUCACUGACUCCUGAGUACCCAUGUGCAGUUUAACUUGGUUGAACCGAACACGGAAGUGUGUGUCAGAUGUGUAUCUUGCCUAAGUGGCUGACGCAGAGGUUUCCAGCAAAACCACAUUUCCCAAAAUGCACCGUGGAUUCUGGCGACAUACACGCUACGAUGAGGUGAAGUGCUUGUUUUCGUCUCGUAUGUUGUGACUAGCUACCUGUAAACUCAGGCGUAACGGUUGUUACAUCGGAAUUACCGCGGUAUCCCCGGGUAUCCGUUGCCCUCUGGAAUUACUGUCAGGCCGAGGGUUCCACCCCCGCUUCUCUUUCGGUGAGUUUAUCGCCAUGUUAUCAUCCGUUCCCACCAGGCUAAUUGCGCGAAGGUCGCGCAGCCUGUCACCGUGCGCCCGCGUUGUCCAGACCAGCGCAAGCGGUGCCGCGUGCCAGACCAUCCGCGAAACACCGGCGGAGGCCAACCGCAACCCCAUCGUGUCCACCUCCCGGGUCUCCAGAAGGGGGAUUUUGGCCGAGGAGACCACUGGUACCAGUGUCAGUUCGUCGGUGCAGUACCACCACCUCGCCCCUAGAUGGUUGUCCAACCUGGAGAACCGCCGCAGCUCCUGGGCGGCUCUGUCCAGCAGAGGGCGCAACAAUAACCAGUACUGGGAGGAGAGCAGGCAGAGCGGCGGAGGUGAGGGCCGGGGAACAGGAGGAGGAGCCCGCCGGGCAGGACUGGCCUCUGCCGGUGUGCUGUCUGCUGCAGCCGUGGCCUUCUGCCUGAAGAAAGACUCUGAUAACAAAGGUGAUGCUCUUCUGGAGGCAGCAAGGACCAACAAUUCUCAAGAUGUGGCCAGGCUGUUAGAGGAAGGGGUGGAUCCAAAUCACCGCCAUCGUCUCGGUUGGACCGCUCUCAUGGUGGCUGCCAUGAACCGACAGCACAGUGUGGUGAAGGUUCUGCUCGAAGCCGGUGCUGACCCAAAUGCCGGAGAUCACUUCAACAACGUUUACGACACCUCACGGGAAAAAGGCAUCCACUCCCUAGAAGUCCUGGUGUCCAGAGAGGAUGAAUUCAGCAGUAGGCUCAGCAGUCGAGCUGGUUUCCGUGGUUGCACGGCGCUUCACUACGCCACACUGGCUGAUGACCCACGCACUCUCCGCAUGCUGCUGGAGGCUGGUGCCAACCCCCUGCAGACCAAUGGUUUGGGACACACAGCACGAGCCUAUGCUAAAGAGGGAGAAGUGAGCACAGUACUGCAGCAGUGGGAGAACAAGUUCCAGGAGGCGCAGGCUCGGCGAGAAGCAGAAGAGAGGAGAAGGUUCCCCCUGGAGAGGAGGCUGAAGGAGCACAUCAUCGGACAGGAGGGGGCCAUCAAUACCGUUGCCUCGGCCAUCAGGAGGAAGGAGAAUGGUUGGUACGAUGAAGAGCAUCCCCUCGUAUUCCUUUUCCUUGGUUCAUCAGGAAUCGGAAAGACAGAGUUGGCCAAACAGGUGGCUCGCUACAUGCACAAGGACAUUAAAAAGGGUUUCAUCCGUAUGGACAUGUCUGAGUUCCAGGAAAAACAUGAGGUGGCAAAGUUCAUCGGCUCUCCGCCAGGGUACGUGGGACAUGAGGAAGGAGGUCAGCUGACCAAGCUGUUGAGGGCAUGUCCCAACGCCGUUGUCCUGUUUGAUGAAGUAGACAAAGCCCAUCCUGACGUCCUCACUAUCAUGUUGCAGCUCUUUGAUGAGGGUCGUCUCACAGAUGGUAAAGGGAAAACCAUCGAAUGUAAAGACGCCAUCUUCAUCAUGACGUCUAACGUUGCAAGUGACGAAAUAGCCCAGCAUGCACUACAGCUCCGCCAGGAAGCUGAGGAGGUCAGCCGCAGAAAGCUGGCUGACAACCUUGAGGAUGUACAGAAAGGUGAUAACAUCAAAAUCUCCCGACAGUUUAAAGAAUCUGUGAUUCGACCAAUACUGAAGGCUCAUUUCCGGAGGGACGAGUUUCUCGGUCGGAUCAAUGAAAUUGUAUACUUCCUGCCGUUUUGUCAUUCAGAGCUGCUACAGCUGGUCAGCAAAGAGCUCAGCUUCUGGGCCAAGAAGGCCAAGCAGCGCCAUGACAUUACUCUUCAGUGGGAUCGUCCAGUGCUGGACCUGUUGGCAGGCGGGUAUAACAUGCAUUAUGGAGCGCGCUCCAUCAAACACGAGGUUGAGCGGCGGGUCGUCAACCAGUUAGCCGCAGCGUACGAGCAGGAGCUGCUGCCAAAAGGCUGCACCCUGCGUCUGUCCGUCCAAUCGGAGGGCCAGGAGGAGCGCAGCUCGCUCAGUCUGCGCCUAGAGGUGGUAGGAGAGGACAGCUCAUCGAGAACGCUGGACAUCCGUCCACCACUCAGCCCUGAACACUGACAAAGAGCAAACAAAACACAAACACAGAAGGAUCUAUACGGAUACGUAUGCACGCACGUACACUUGUCUCACACACACAGUAUCAUCAUCAUCAUCAUCAUCAUCAUCACACAGUGUCAGGAGGAUGGAUGGUUCUUGAUGCAUGCUACCAAUAAAAGUACCUCUGAUGAACACAACAUCACUGCCUCUCUGUUUCAGUACACACAUGCACUGAUUUCAUGCCAACUUGUCAACAACAUCCAGUACAGUGUCUGCCAACAAACAGUAAAUAAAGUCAACCUCCUGCUAAAGUUAAAGUUACAACAGACCUUCACAGCAGUUGGAAUUGAUAUCAAGAGCUAUGCACAGACUCAUUAGGUGUAAAAAUAAAGCACGGGCUAAGGGAAGGAAAUGUGCAGCUUCAUCAUCAUCGGGAACAUCAUACAUCUCAUCAUCGGUGGACUGAAGCCAUCGUUUUAGCUGAAAUAAAAGCUUUGCUGCAUUAUGUUUGUAGAAGUCAACUGUUGAGCCACUUAGCUGUUACACUGAAAAGUUUAUGUCCACCUUAUUAAAUAGAAUACUGAAAACCGUAAAAUAUUUAAUAUUUAUUAAAGCUAUUGUAUGUAAGUUAAUGGCAAUGGACAGUGGCAUAUCUGGCGUUCGGGGACCUAUUAAAGCUGUUGCAUGAAUUGACAAAGAUGAAGAAUGGCAAAUGGAGAAAAAUGAAAGUGGGUGUUGAUAAGAAAACUUCAACUAGCAGUAAAACUCUUGCUAUACCAAGUGAUUUAUUUAAAAGGUGACAGAUCUUUUGAAUAAAUAAAAGCCAGUUUCUCCAUUUACUGUGAUUGAAAAGAAAGCAUUAAUGACCAAAGAUAGUUUGACAUUGCAUCAGAUCGUUGCCUGUGUCUUCACUGUAAUGCACAUUUCCCUCGUGGAGAAACCCCUCACCAGUACAGCUACACUGAUAAAUAUAUGUAGAAACAACCUGCUUAUUCAUAUUAUUUUUAAUAAAGAAUGUGUUAGUGGAGAUGUCCCAAGCAAAAAUGUACAGCAGUCAGUUUGAGUUACAGAUAAUAUAACUGCCUGGUGAAUUGAUUCUGUUGAUGCAUUUUAAUGUAAAGACAUUUUGCUCUGGUGCCGUACAGUGUGUGUCUGUGCAGGCAAGUCUGUGUGACAUUAAGAGAAAUUUAGAGUCAUAAGGAAAUAAUAAUCAAAGCGUUGUAUCAUAAAUGUUUGAACAGCGUGUUGACAAGGCAGCAGAUGUAAUCGAGCAACAUUUCUCAUUCUUGUAUGACAACCUCCAUCUUGUAAAUAAAAUCAUAACG
This is a messenger RNA of Xiphias gladius (swordfish), 3844 nucleotides long. It is a transcript of the gene clpb, whose product is annotated as caseinolytic mitochondrial matrix peptidase chaperone subunit B. The coding region runs from base 504 to 2540 and encodes 678 amino acids. Gene Ontology annotation, molecular function: ATP hydrolysis activity; protein binding; ATP binding. The record is from RefSeq and is a predicted model, not a curated record. The transcript is spliced from 16 exons. Gene Ontology annotation, cellular component: mitochondrion; cytoplasm. Gene Ontology annotation, biological process: cellular response to heat. NCBI's taxonomy places the organism in Eukaryota, Metazoa, Chordata, Actinopteri, Istiophoriformes, Xiphiidae.